GUGGGAAUCUUGCAGUAACACGCUUGCUGUGUUUAUAGUUUGUGAAAUUUCAGUAACGAAUAGUAGCCCGGCGCGCUAAAUAGUGGUUUUUUAUUGGAUUUUUAAUAGUAAUAUUGGUUUUUGUUUGUUAAAAUUCAUUCAUUGUAAAUAAUACAAAAAUUAUGGGCGGUAUUACUCAAAGACCAUGGACACCAACUAAAAGAAGGGGCCCCAUUGCAGCUGAAUACAACAGCCCCGGCCCUGCAUGUGUAAACCUACCAUCUUAUAUGGGCAAAAACACCGUGGAAGCCAAAAAUGGCAGAGCCCCGGCUUUCAGUUUCGGAGCCAGGCACGGAGGUAGACAAGAAACCCUGGGACCCGGCCCUGGACAAUACAACGUCACCGGACUUAGUGCUAAGGGUAAAGACACUCCUUUGGCUGUAAGCUUACAUGGUCGCCCAAAAUCACCAAAAGCGGAAAACUUCCCUGCUCCUGGGGAUUAUAACCCUGAUAAAGCUGAAAAAGUAAUUCAUGAUAAUUCGCCAAAAUACACAUUUGGCUUAAAAACUAACCUCGAAAAGCCUUUAGAUACACCGGCUCCUAACGCUUAUAGCCCAUUCCAAAGGUCCUCCAGUAAAAGGUAUUCGUUUGGUAUAAGAACAAGUAUUAGAAAACACAAUGAUACACCUGCACCAAAUUUUUACAAUAUACCAAAAUCCGAUAAAGUAUUACAUGAAAAAUCGCCUCAAUACAGUUUUGGUUUAAAAACACAAGUAGAAAAACCUUCAGAAACACCUGCUCCAAACGUAUAUAACAUCCCAAGCACUGAAAAACUCUUGCACGAAAACUCUCCCAAAUAUUCUUUUGGAGUGAAAGUUAAUCUAGAAAAAUUUCCUGAAACACCUGCGCCUAAUGUAUAUGACACUUCAAUACAUGAUAAUUCGCCAAGAUAUAGUUUUGGCGUUAAGGUUGAACCAGAAAAACCUUUCCAAACACCUGCACCGAAUGCUUAUAAAAGCGAUUUACCCGAAUCAGCACCUAGAUAUAGCUUUGGCGUUAAAGUUGAACCAGAAAAACCAUUCCAAACACCUGCACCGAAUGCAUACAAUAGCGAUUUGCCAGAUUCAGCACCUAGAUAUAGCUUUGGCGUUAAAGUUGAACCAGAAAAACCUUUUCAAACACCUGCACCGAAUGCUUAUAAGGGCGAUUUACCUGAUUCAGCACCUAGAUAUAGCUUUGGCGUUAAAGUUGAACCAGAAAAACAAUUCCAAACACCUGCACCGAAUGCUUAUAAUGGUGAUUUACCUGAUUCAGCACCUAGAUAUAGCUUUGGCGUAAAAGUUGAACCAGAAAAAUCAUUCCAAACCCCCGCACCGAAUGCAUACAAUAGCGAAUUGCCAGAUUCAGCACCUAGAUAUAGCUUUGGCGUUAAAGUAGAACCAGAAAAACCUUUCCAAACCCCUGCACCGAAUGCUUAUAACGGCGAUUUACCUGAUUCAGCACCUAGAUAUAGCUUUGGCGUUAAAGUUGAACCAGAAAAACCUUUCCAAACACCUGCACCGAAUGCUUAUAACAGCGAUUUACCUGAUUCAGCACCUAGAUAUAGCUUUGGCGUUAAAGUUGAACCAGAAAAACCAUUCCAAACACCUGCACCGAAUGUUUAUAACACCGAUAUACCUGAUUCAGCACCUAGAUAUAGCUUUGGUGUUAAAGUUGAAGGGGAGAAACCGUUUGAAACACCUGCACCUAACGUGUACAAUGUACAGAAGUCGGACAUUUUAUUGCAUGAUCAUUCUCCUCAAUACUCUUUUGGAAACAAAUGUCAGGUAGAGAAACCUAUGGAUACACCUGGCCCAAAUGUUUACCAGAUUCCCUCCGUGGUUUGUGCUCCAGCCUAUACAAUUUCCGGCAGAAAUAAGGAACCCAUAGACGAAAGGGUUAAAAAUCCUGGCCCAGGACAAUAUAACAAUGUGGAUCCCGAGAGUUACAAAGCUGAACAUUCUCCUGCUUAUACAAUCAGUGGUAGAACCAACAUACCUAGGGAUGAUAGUAUCCCCGGCCCAGGAAUAUAUUCACCAGAAAAGGUUUGCAUAGAUUAUCCACCAGCCCACAGCUUCGGCAUCAAACAUUCUCCCUUCUCAGAUCACUAUUAGAAAAAAUGGCGAAAAAAAAAACGAUACGAUACGACUGUGUUUUUUAAAUAACAAUCUUGCCAUUUCAUUUUAAAACACAGAAUAUCUUACAUCCAUCAUAGCACAUAUGGAACUGUAUGUGACGUAUUUAUUUUUUAUAUUACUUAUCAUUAUUAAGAAUAAACUUUGCUUUUUUGUAAUGUUAUGAAGCUUCAAAUUUUAAUAAAAAUGUUAUUAAUUGCUUAGCUUGUUAACUUUUGUAUGCUGUUCCUUGUCACAUAUGUUUAACUUUAUACUUUUUUAGUAAAUAAAUACACAAAAUUAUAA
Molecule: messenger RNA, 2438 nt
Organism: Brassicogethes aeneus
Lineage: Eukaryota; Metazoa; Arthropoda; Insecta; Coleoptera; Nitidulidae
Source: the annotation of a GenBank genome assembly